AGCGCCUCCGCCUUCUCUCAGUCAGCAGCAGUCCCAGUAGGAGCUCCCCUCAGAGGCGGCGGCGGUGGCGGCAAAAAAAAAAUAAUAAUAAUAAAAAAAUCGCCUCAGCUUUCUUUUAAUCAAUAAAACAAAACUAAAUUAACCAUCGGCGACAGUAAGCGAUCAUUAGCGACGUGAGCAGAGGGCCGCUCGCGAACGGUUACGUUAAAAAAAUAAAAAUAAAUACAAAUUAAUUUACCAAAAAAAAAAAAAUCGUGCGGGGUUUUUGUUAAGUUGGGGCAAAUUUUUUUGGUUUGUUUGUUUGUUGUUGUCGAUCCGAGUGAUGAAAAUGAACGGGAAAGUUAACGGGGAGUUGCCUCACCGCGGCGGUGGUGAGGACGGUGGUGAGGACGGUGGUGAGGUGGAGGUGGUGAUGGUUGGUAGUGAGGAGGAGGCGGCGGUGGUGGUGGUGGUGGACGCGACUCGGGGUGGAGUUCUCUCCCAUCCGCUGCCUGAGGGGAACUUUCUCUUCACCUCGGAGUCUGUGGGAGAAGGACAUCCUGACAAGAUCUGUGACCAGAUCAGCGACGCCGUUCUGGACGCCCACCUCAAGCAGGACCCAAAUGCAAAGGUCGCCUGUGAAUGCGUAGCGAAGACUGGUAUGGUGCUGCUGUGUGGGGAGAUCACCUCCAGUGCUGUGGUUGACUACCAGCGAGUGGUGAGGGAGACGGUGAGGAGCAUCGGAUAUGACGACUCCUCAAAGGGCUUUGACUACAAGACCUGUAAUGUUCUGGUGGCCUUGGAGCAGCAGUCACCGGACAUUGCCCUCGGGGUUCACCAACAUCGCUCGGAGCUCGACAUUGGGGCUGGAGAUCAGGGUUUGAUGUUUGGCUACGCCACGGACGAGACUGAGGAGCUGAUGCCGCUGACGGUGUCACUGGCUCACUCGCUCAACGCUCGGAUGGCGCAGCUACGUCGCGAUGGAUCACUGCCCUGGCUACGCCCAGACUCCAAGACCCAGGUGACUGUACAGUAUCGCCAGGAAUGUGGAGCGGUGGUGCCAGUCAGAGUCCACACCGUGGUCAUCUCAGUCCAGCACGACGAGAAGGUGUCUCUGGAUGAGAUGCGUGUGGCUCUGAUGGAGCGAGUGGUGAAGUCCGUUGUUCCGGAGCGCUACCUCGACGCCAACACUGUGUGCCACCUCCAGCCCAGCGGUCGCUUCGUCAUCGGUGGUCCUCAGGGAGACGCGGGGUUGACGGGCCGCAAGGUGAUCGUGGACACGUACGGUGGCUGGGGGGCCCAUGGUGGAGGGGCUUUCUCCGGCAAGGACUUCUCCAAAGUCGACCGCUCGGCAGCCUAUGCAGCUCGUUGGGUGGCCAAGUCGCUCGUCACAGCAGGGCUCUGUCGGAGGGUCCUGGUGCAGGUGGCGUAUGCUAUCGGAGUGAGCCAUCCGCUCUCCAUCUCAAUCUUCCACUACGGGACGUCUCAGCGCUCUGAGCGGGAACUGCUCCAAAUCGUCAACGCUAACUUUGACCUCCGACCUGGUGUUAUUGUCAGGGAUUUGGAUCUGAAGCGACCUAUCUAUCAGAGCACUGCCUGCUAUGGACAUUUCGGACGCCCGGAAUUCCCCUGGGAGCAACCCAAGAAGCUGAAAUUCUGAGACACACGGAGAGAGACACACGGAGAGAGACACGGGGAGAGAGAGACACGGGGAGAGAGACACGGGGAGAGAGACACGGGGA
This is a messenger RNA of Petromyzon marinus (sea lamprey), 1721 nucleotides long. The record is from RefSeq and is a predicted model, not a curated record. NCBI's taxonomy places the organism in Eukaryota, Metazoa, Chordata, Hyperoartia, Petromyzontiformes, Petromyzontidae.